CUUAUUAGCAUGCAAUUAGAAAAAAUCUAAGAUUUUCAAGCUCUUUUAUCUCUACGUCAUAGGCUAUAAAGGUAUAGCUGUUCUUAUAAAUCUUUCUUCUUAUCCCGUUUUUACUGAGUGACAAGCAGAUCGGGAAAACAAUUUCAUUAAAGUUGCAGGUCUUUUGUCAUGGUCAUCUAGCCAUUUGACAAUGAGAUGCAGCACUAAAAAGGCCAUUAAAUUGCUUCGUUCACUAAGUCCAUGGAUAUCAGUCAGUUUCAUUUUAUCAAUGCUCACAAUCCGUUCAAAUUUAAUGACGCCUUUUUUGAAGUGAAAAGCGGUAGUAAAAAUAUGACCCCAAAUCACCUAGCUUGAACUAUUGAAAGUGUUCAGGGAUCCCCGUUGUCGUUCUUUGCCACUUUUUGAACUAUAUAAAUGCGAAGGAGCUUUUUUACCCAUAAUGCAUUUAAUGUAAAAUCAUUAAACAAAAUGGCUGGGUGGUUACAGUUCGUAUGUUCUGACCAACACUGGUAGAGAAAAAGCCAUGUCAUCGUGUAUUGGGGACGAAGGCUACAGAAAAUCAACUCCCUGCGACUGUAUUGUUUUUGGUUAUGCGGAGGCGCCAACGUUCUUCACUGGAAGCACGAGGCAAAGAUGGCGUCCGACUGUUCGCUUGCAAAGGCCUUCAAAUAUUUGAUGUAUCGAAAAUACCCAAGUCUGAAUUCACUAGUUGGUGAACUAAGAGGAGUUGACAUGGAUGGAAGCUUCACAUCAUGAUGCUUGGCUAGAAGCAACAUCAGUGGGAAAGACAUUGGAGAAGAUCUCUUUUACAAUGCAGAUGAUCCAAUUUUGUAAGAGAAAUGGAAGUGAUGGGUGCAAGAUAAAGAACAGCCAACUAUUUGUAGAUUUGUUACAGUUGAUGACUCUGAAUACCUGAUUUUAAGUUUUAUAAUAAUAAGGUGAUACAUGUAAGUAAUAUCAUUUUUUCCCAGGGUUAUUUAUUGAGGCCUGUCCUAAGAAGGGGACAUGAAAUGAUGAAUAUGUCAGUCACAUGUGUUGUUUAAAAGAGUGUUCCUGUUUUCUCAAAACAAACGUAAAAGUUCUCAAAGCAGCACAAUUGUAUGCAGUUUCAGAACCACAGGCCUUUCAAGUUUUGGAAUUUAGUAAACCUGGGAAUUUUGGCAUGGUUAACCUGGGGUAGUUUGCCAAUUUUUCACCAAGAAUAAAUUAUUAAAUUUUGGAAUAAGUUUAAGACAGAGGAUCCAAGUUGCUCCUUGAGCCUGAUGGAUUACCAGAGAUUGGGGAAUAGAUGUCAGAUGUCAAAGCUUUUAAAUGUAUUGAGCCAUUAAAGGGGCACACAUCUGUGAUAAUAAACUGUGUCUCAAAAGCUUAUAGAAGCAGAACAUUUUGUUUUGAAAUUAUUAUCUGUGCGAGACUUUUGAAAAGGAUUGCAGACUUUUAGCCACUCUGCUCUUCAAUCCCUUGCAAGAGGAAUAAUUUCAUCUACCUGCCAAAUCUCAAUUGGAAAAUGUUACAAACAAUAUUGUUGAUAUAUGUUGACUUUGGGUCUAUUUACCUCGGGUUUUAUAUCUUAUUCGCCAUAGGAGUAGGACUAUUCUAUGCAGCGACAAAACUUUCUUACUCUUGUUUUUAGCAUGUGUAGCCCCCUAAAAUGUUUAGCCCCUUCACGCAGUUAUCUGCUCCAAUGCCCUUGAUGUUAUGUAGAAUUUUACAUAGCCCCCAAUUUUACAUUACAUAGUUUCCCACCCUUGUUUCUCGAUUUAUUUUCUACGGGAAUGCAUUAGGGGUUAUUGUUUUAGAUGAGAAACUGAAAUAGAAUUUUCCAAGAAAUUCAGUAAAAUUUCAAAAUAAAUAUUGUUGUUUUCAGGGGACUAUAGUUCCCUCCCCCGGCCACUGCAUCCUUAAUUCUCCUUUCUGAAGCGCCGUAAAUUCGAUCAAAUAAAAAUAUUUUGUCUCCGAAUCCCGCUUUGUUGGUUAUUUAUUCUUUUAUUUGUUGUCAUAGAUUUGUUUUUGCGAUUUUAUUUUGAUUGUAUUUUGUAAGCCUGAACAUCUUGUUAAUUAAAUUAUUGGCGUCAAAGGCUGUUUGGUCCAAUGGCAUGACCAUGACCCUUGAGAGGCGAGAGUUCGACCUUUCAAACGUUUUCUUUUGCUUGAAAUACUUUUAUCUUUUUUUGGUCGUCUUUCAUUUUUCUGCUUAAAUUUAGCAACAUGUGAUUUUGUAUGAAUUCUAAGGGAAUUCUUUUUGAAAACCUGUAUCCAAUUUUUCUUAUGUUGAAAAGUAGAAUUACCCGCUUAGCUGCGCUCAUCUGAUAAGUUUUAAGAGUUAAAAAAACAUAAAAUUCGCAAAAACUCUGAAUUUAUUGAAAUUAAGUAGAAAUUCAUCUAACUUUAAACUUUCAACCCUUUUGCAAUGUUUGUAGACUUAGCAUCGCAGUAAUGAUGCCUUCUAGUGAUCUCUGGUGAAGCAAAAUAUACUAGCACUUGUUACCCUCGCUAACCAAGCGACCUUGUGGUCCAGUGGUAUUAGUGGGUGACUGCUAAUGUCAAAGGUCACAAGGUCGUGGGUUCGAAUCCCGGCUCAAGCGCUGUUUUUCCUCCAGAAAAUUCAAGCGGCAAUCACAUGGACAAUGGAACAAUAGAUGGACAAUGGAACAAUGGGAAAUGCGAAAACAAUGGGCAUUCAAAAUGGGAACAAAGAGCUGGGAUUCGGACGGCGCAUGCGCUUCCCAGUGGGCGGUAGUCCCUGGCUCCGGACAUCCGGAGCCGGGGAAGACCGCUUACCGGGGGAUACCAACGGAGUCAGCAGGCUGGUCUCCGACUGACAAGUCAGGGGGACAUGUUCGUCUCCAAGAUGAAAAGUAGGGGGACAGUCUGCACUCCGAGAGAAAACACAGGGGGAAGGUUCAAAAUUAUUUUUCGAAAAUUUUUUUACAAGUAUAAAGGGUCCCCCACCCCGCCCCGCCAUGCUGGGCCUCUCCCACGGAGUGCCCCAACGCCCCACCUGCACUGCAAGACCCUGAUGAGCCCCAGCCAGUCGUUCUACGCUCCAUCCAUCUUACCAUCUCUCCAGGUUGCUCUUUAUCUCUAAGGUGAGAGGAUUUAUUUUCUCCUACACCAUCUCUUCCACUGCCCGUCAUUUUAACAAGUAUAUUGUACAACAAAGAACCAGUACCAAAACUCAUCUCCUAAGGCCUAACCUAGCCUAUUUUUGAGGGGUAAAUCAUAUUGCACCAUUUCUCCCCGUUGCUGCAAGACACCAUUGGCUUACUGGGGGCACUGCCCUGCAAACCUAAAACAGACAACCUAACCAGCCGAAAGAUCACACUGCUUUUAGGAAAAAAAUUGAGGGUUUUUGUAAACAGUGCUAAAAUGCGCACUCCUUGCAGUUUGAUCAGUGUGAGAUGUGAGAGGUGUUGCAGACCCGUUGACCAAGACUACCAAAGCCUACCUACCAGCAACAGGGCCGGUUCCAUGGGGGGGUGUGGGGGGGUGUGACACCCCCCCAAGAAUUGAGUUUGGCGAUUUACUCGGUAAAGUUCGAUUUUUGGUCGGUAAAAUUAUGUUACGAAGUUUUAUAUUAAAUGCUGUGUAGUGCAUCACUGCGCAAAAAGCAAUUAAAUGUGCAUAACAUUUUGAAUAUCUAGUUUUCUUCAUUAUUGCCCUGUGCCUACAAAGACCAUGUGAUAUUUGCUGGUGUGGUCUCAUUCGGUGAGAACCUGAGAAACCAUUUGUGUUUCCUGCUUACUCUAUUGUUCCCUAUUGUUCGAAUUCCACUGAUCGAUUUAUUCAAUAAAACUAAACAUAGUGACUGACGCCACCUGUGAAGAAGGCGCGAAACCCGCGAAGCAACAUUCUCUGGUAAUCCUUUAUCUGAAUGAAGCUGAGCUGACGAACAAAAGUAGAAUUGAAAAAAAUAGUAACAGUAAUAAGUAUUACGCUACUUGAAAGGGAAACGGCAGCUUUUCAGGUAACUCAAAAACUUGCUUCAAAUAAUGAUCUUUCUGUUUUUUGAAUUUUAUUUUCUGAAGACAUAUCCAUAUAAUCAUUUGUUUUGAAUUUUGUAAUUCUCGCGUAAGCCUGUGACAAAAAGUCUAGGCCUGUUUGAAAAGCAAGAUUUUCCAAGAUUUGACAAGGCCUGAGUUUGAGCUUUUGAGAAUUUUUUCAAGUGGGUCUCUUCAUCUGAAGUAAAACUGAGAACAAUUAUUUUUACCAGGCUAUGUUUCACUGCUAUGAAAAGAAGACAAGUAAAAAUAAGAUGCAAGGCAAAAGGGUGUAAUUCCCAGUUCAACAGUGACUAUCGCCUCCAACACAAUAGAGAGAAACAUGAAGGCAAAAAUGUGCCAUAUGAAACCGCAGGUGCAGUUAAAAACCCUUUCGAAGCAGCUAAACGCAAGAAAGAUAAUCCAAUUGAAGAAAAAGAUUCAUCUUCUUCAUCUUCAUCUGAGAAGAUAUUGGAUGACAAAACCGAAGAGAUUGGGUUAGCGAAUUCUGCAAAAGAAGAAUCAGUAUCUAAUAUUAGUAAUGUUGUCGGUGAGAAUGUGGUUGAUGAGGAGAGCGAGAGUGAGGCUGAAAACUCCGAAAACGAUGACACCGAUGAUGAAAAUGAUGAUUAUUGGAUUAGCUGUGCGGGAAAGCUCAAGCAUCUGCUAUCCACUUUGGAGCUAAGAGGUAAUUUGACGUUAAACAUUCUAACACAACCAUGUACCCCAAAUAUCGAAGAGUUUGCGAUAUCUGCAAAAGAGUUUGCCAACGAGAUUAAAACCCAGUGUAAUGAUUUAGAAAAAUCUGCUGAACGACUUAAAGUCAAAAUUGACAGGCAAAAAGGAUCUGUACAACCUGGAGAAGCAGCAGCACUAAUAGAACACGACCCUGGAAAAAGAAAAAAAGAUUUGUCGGAUAGCCAACGCCGUUUUGUGAUAAACCUAGGUCCCUACCAGCCUCGCUUGACAGUUUAUCCAAGUAAUGAAUUCAUUGAAUCUGGUAAACAAAAUAAGUUUUCAAGCACCUGGUUCAAAGAUUUUCCACAUCUUGAAUAUAGCGUUCAAAAUGACGCAGCAUUUUGCUAUGUUUGUUCCUUAUUUCCAAACGGCGCUGGAAGACCCUCUUCAGAUGCUUCAUGGACUAUUAAUGGCGUUAGACAGUGGCACAAAAUGAAGAGUGUUGGAAAAGGAAAGAAGGGCAAGCUGAUACAGCAUUUCACCAGCCAAAGUCACAGAGAAGCAUUACGAGAUUUUGCAAGAUUCACUAACCCACAUCAGAACAUUGAUGCACUUUUGGAUUUGUCUCGUCGUCAUGAAAUGAUUAAAGAAACUGACGACGCAAUGUUUAACACCAAAAUUAUGUUAAUAUUAUGUGAUGCUGCUCGCACCAUGGCUAUGCAGGACCUUGCAUUUCGUGGAAAUACUGACGAAUCCAGCAACUUUCAUGAGAUUGUGAAGUUAAUCAGUCGACAUUGCGGCAUUUUGAAAUACUGGCAGAACCAAACAAGGAUGCGACCAUACCAUGUUACCUAUAUGAGCAAAGACACCCCAAAUUAGUUGAUAAAGUUGCUAGGUGACGCAGUGAGGCAUCGUAUGGUGAAGGAGCUAGAGGAAGUCUCAGCGUUCUCAGUAAUGGCUGAUACUACCCCGGACACAAGCAAUAAAGAUCAGAUGGCAAUUGUUGUAAGAUACGUCAUCAAUGCCAAGCCGGUUGAGCGUUUACUGUGUCUGAGGAUUCUCAAAGACAAGUCCGGAGAAGGCCAUGCUGCAGAAAUUUUGAAAGCUCUCAAUGAGUGUAGUGUGGACCCACAAAAACUCGUCUUUCAAUCGUACGAUUUUGCGUCAUGUAUGUCUGGAAAGUAUAAAGGAUGCCAACGAGUGCUAAGUGAUAAAAUUCAAGAAGAUUUUCCACACAAAAAGGAAAUCCUUUACAUCCCAUGCCAGGCUCACAGGCUGAGUACAUAUGUAGAACGAAGCUCCAAAGCAAGCAGUCUUGUAUCAUCGAUGUUUGACAUAUUACAGUCAUUGUACACAUUCUUUUCUAGUAGUACCAAGCGAUCUGAAGCACUUGAAAAAGCACAAGUUGAAAUAGAAGGGGCCUUGAAGAUGCGAAAUCUUUCGCAAACUCGUUGGAUUGCUAGAUCUGAAUCUAUUGACAGUGUCUGGAUCUCUUUGACAGUAAUCGUCUCGCUGCUCGAGCAGAUAAUGGAUAGACAACUUGACUGUGACAAAAACACACAGGAUCAAGCCAAAGCAAUUUUGAAAAAAAUGAAAACAUUUGAUUUUGUUUUCAGCUUGGCUACUAUGAGAUUCAUAAUGCGGCGCUGUAAGGUUCUGGUUGUGCAACUUCAGGAAGAGGGUUUGAAUUUACUCGACGCACUUGAGCUAGUGUCAUCGACAACUAGGGCGUUAGAAAAGAUUCGAAAUGAAGAUGACGUGCAAAAGCAGAUUGAAGCUGCCACACAAAUUGCAAUGCACAUGGGAAUAAAUCCAGAAGAGGAGUUUCAGCACCGCCACAGAAGAAGAUUGCACCAAUUACUGUGGCUUCAAAUGAAAGAUCUUUUAGCAAACUAAAGUUGGUGAAGACUAAGCUGCGGAGCACAAUGCUCCAGGACCGCCUGGAAUCUCUGAUGCUGAUAUCAUGCGAGAAGGAUUUCUCUGAAAAUGUCAACUUGGAAGAUGUUGUCAAGAACUGGAUACACUUAAAAAACAGAAGAGUUCGAUUUGACACUACUUAAAGUUAAUUUAUUCAUAUAUUGCGCUAUAAGAACUGAAAAAGAGGCUGGGUCAAAAGCUCCUAAUUAAAUGACUCGCAAAAAUCUGAGGGUUAUUUUUUGACCCACCAUUGACUCUGUAUUUUUAUUAGAACGUGCUGUAUUUGGUUGAAACGCUUUUUUCAGAUUGAAGUUAAAAUUAAAGUUCUUUCGUUAAAGUUAAAUUUCUUAAAUUAAAGUUAGUGUAAGUCAUUUAGUUGUUAGUUCUGAU
Molecule: messenger RNA, 6965 nt
Organism: Rhopilema esculentum
Lineage: Eukaryota; Metazoa; Cnidaria; Scyphozoa; Rhizostomeae; Rhizostomatidae
Source: RefSeq, a predicted model, not a curated record